Molecule: messenger RNA, 828 nt
Organism: Entrophospora candida
Lineage: Eukaryota; Fungi; Glomeromycota; Glomeromycetes; Entrophosporales; Entrophosporaceae
Source: the annotation of a GenBank genome assembly
AUGACACUUUGUAAAGCAAUUUCUUGUUACCAAGAAAGACUACCGACACUACCUAAACCCGACCUAUUUACAUCCAUAAUGACUUUUGGAAUAGCUAACAUUAUGUCUCAAGAACGACUUUGGUGUUCUUAUCACGCCAAAUGUUUAAAUAAAAUGAGCGAGGGAAUUGAACUUAUCGGUAAUUUAAAUGGAAUAUUUGAGAUUUGCGAAAUGGAAACUUUCGAGACUUGGUUUAACGUAAUUUAUGAACCAAAAAGAGGAGAAAAGAGUGAAACUAUAGGAACGAUUAAAUACAGCACGCACUAUGGUAGUCUAGGUGGAGCAAUAGAUAAGGCUAAAGAGUUAAAAAGAAAACUUCAAGAUGAGGCUUCAGGUUCUGACCCUUCUAACUGGGAUAAGCAUGUUAGACCACUAGAUAUUGUUAAAGUAGAGAAAUCAUACUUGUCAACAGAAUUCGAACAUGUUGGAGUUUAUUUAGGUGACAAUAAGGUUUGUCACAUUUAUGAUUACUGGAAUAACAGUGCUAUGAAAGCAAGGGUUGAUGAUGUAAGUGUUUUUCUCGGUAAUACAUCGUCCACCACUAGAAUUGGUCGCUAUGAUUUAGCCAAUAGAAACUGCGAGCAUUUCGCUAACAUGUGUGUUUAUGGAAUUAAUUUUUCCGAACAAUACAGUAUCAAUAAUGGUAAAUCAACACUUAAACUGACUAAUGAAAUAAAUGAAACCAAUGGAAAACUCGGAUAUUCAAGAGCAGACCAUCGACGUGCUGAAGAAAUAGAAAGACAAUAUUUACAAGAAGUUCCUGCAAAAGAGACUUGCCGAAUAAUGUAA